GCAGGCGGAGAAUUUUUUUUUCUUUUUUUUUCGAGGCAGAGCUGGGGCUGGUGGCUGUUUCAAUCAAAGGGAAGGCAGAGGGAAGGGAGGCUCUGCGGAGAGAUGUAAGAUGGCAGAGCUACAAAUGUUGUUAGAGGAAGAGAUUCCGGCCGGUAAAAGAGCGCUUGUGGAGAGUUACCAAAACCUGACCAGAGUAGCGGACUACUGCGAAAACAAUUAUGUCCAGGCCCAGGACAAGAGGAAAGCUCUGGAGGAGACCAAAGCCUACACCACCCAGUCCCUGGCCAGCGUGGCCUACCAGAUCAAUGCCUUAGCCAAUAAUGUACUGCAGCUGCUGGACAUCCAGGCCUCGCAGCUGCGGCGCAUGGAGUCCUCCAUCAACCACAUCUCCCAGACUGUGGACAUACAUAAAGAGAAGGUGGCCAGGCGGGAAAUUGGGAUUCUCACCACCAACAAGAACACGUCGAGGACCCAUAAGAUUAUAGCGCCAGCUAACAUGGAGCGGCCUGUCAGGUACAUCAGGAAGCCCAUUGACUACACUGUACUGGACGACGUUGGCCAUGGCGUCAAGUGGCUAAAAGCCAAGCAACAUGGAAACAACCAGUCAAUCAGAGGAGGAACACUAUCAAGGACCAAUCCGCCGACCCAGAAGCCGCCGAGCCCUCCCAUGUCAGGGCGCGGCACACUCGGACGCAACACAUCCUACAAGACCCUGGAGCCGGUGAAGCCACCCACGGUGCCCAACGACUAUAUGACCAGCCCCGCCCGACUAGGAAGCCAGCAUGGCCAGCAGCACAGCCCCGGACGCACGGCAUCGCUUAACCAGAGGCAACGCACACACAGUGGAAGCAGCGGGGGCAGCAGCAGCAGGGAGAACAGCGGCAGCAGCGGUAUUGGCAUUCCCAUCGCCGUGCCUACACCCUCCAUCCCCAACUCUGGACCAGUCCCGCCCAUGUCUGCUCCCCCGGGAGCCCCUCCGCCUCCCCCACCCCCUCCUCCUCCUCCCAUGGCCGGGCUCGGCCCCCCAGCACCUCCGCCGCCACCACCGCUACCCAUAGCUGUGGCCCCUGGGCCUGGUCUGGGCCCCGCUCCAGUGUCCCAGUUUGGAACCAUCUCGCGGCAGAUUUCACGGCACAACCCCUCCAACUCCUCUGUCUCUAUGGUUUCGGCCACGGGCACCUACCGCCGGGCGCCGUCGGUCACUUCCCAGUUCUCCUUGCAGCAGCAGCAGCAACUACAGCAGCAGCAGCAGCAGCAGCAGCAGCAACAGCCUCAUAUUAAUGGAGGCACUCCUGGCUACAGCCAGAACUCAAUGUCUAUCGCUCCUCCUCCUCCCCCCAUGCCCCAGCUGACUCCACAGAUACCUCUGACUGGCUUUGUGGCCAGGAUGCAGGAGAGCAUUGCAGAUACUCCUACUCCACCUCCCCCUCCACCUCCAGAUGACAUACCCAUGUUUGACGACUCUCCUCCACCUCCACCCCCUCCUCCAGUUGAUUACGAGGAGGAGGAUGCUGCUGUCGUGCAGUACAGCGACCCCUACGCUGAUGGAGACCCACAGUGGGCACCCAAGAACUACGUCGAGAAAGUGGUGGCCAUCUAUGACUACACCAAGGACAAAGACGACGAGUUGUCUUUCAUGGAAGGGGCAAUCAUUUACGUCAUCAAGAAGAAUGACGACGGUUGGUUUGAGGGCGUCUCCAACGGCAUCACCGGACUGUUUCCUGGCAACUACGUUGAGUCCAUCAUGCACUACGCCGACUGAAGGGACCUGCAGUAACAGUAAAGCCUAUUUAUUCAGUCAUAUCAUAAUCCACUGAGAGACUGACCGCCGCAAUCUUGACUCCUGAGACGCAUCUAGACAUAACUGUAUGAUCCCCUUUUGAUAUGACAGAAUGUUCUUUCCCUUACUGAUUGCAAAUAAAAUGAAAAGUAAUAUCUAUUUAGUUUAUUUUGGUGUUAUAUGGGCGGGUUGGGGACAUUUAUGAAAUAUGUAAAGAAAAAAAAAAAAAAAAGCAAAGUUUCUAAAGAAUUGGACUGCACGUGCUCACGUCGGUUGAAUUCAAAGACGAUGGUCACACAGCUGAAGGAUGUACGACAUCAUCUUGCCUAGACAAAAAUUAUUAGGGAUUCAGAGCUGAAUCCUUUGAGUAUUAGGUGUGAUGGAACAAAUUAAAUGUUAACGUCAUGUAAACACCUUCAGUCGAAGUGUUUGUACUGUCAGUUGUAUAUAAUGUGAGCUGCAGCCACUCGGGUUUCUGUAAUGUGAAUUCAGUGAAUGUCAAUUAUAUGAUAGUUUUCAUUAGUGGCGCCCUCCUCGACUCCAUCAGGCUCAUUCGUAAAAUAAGAUGGCCUGUCAAUAAUUUUACAAAUUUAAGUACUGUGUAUGGUAUUUCAAAGACAAACAAAUACUCCUGAAGAUCAGUCUUGGCGUUUAAGCAUGCAAAAUUUUAAGAGAUAUAAUGUAAUCUUAAGUUUAUUGCCAUUAUGCUUCCAUUAUGUUGUAAAUGUAUUCACCUUUUUAAUUUUUAUUACACUGUUAAAAUCACUGAACUUUAUAGACUCUGAAGUAAAUUUCAGGCUUCCCCACAGUCUCACCCUCUAAAUGCCAAUUUGCAUCUUAACUUCAAGGAAUACCUCACACCCGAAAUGAACAUUUGUAUAUCAGUUAUUCCACCCAUGUUACAUUAAAUUUGUGAAGAAAACCUUUUUCUCACACGCUUCAAGUGAAGGAAUCCAACAACUGAGAAAAUUCUUGAUGACUGAAGUCAUAGGGGUCCACGUUUAACAACACCAAAACUAUAUUAAAACGUCUGUUAACAAACUCUCACACAACUCUUGCAGUGUAAUCCAAGUCUCAUUUAUACAGUCCUGUUAAAAAAUUCCCAAACACAUGCAUUUUUGCUAAAAUCUUACUAUUUAACACUGAAUUGAAAAUGAAACUUACCGAUGCUGUGUGCAAUGCCAGACUCCAUUGACAAAAACAGUAAUUUAACCUCGCUGAACACAGGAGCUACCUUAUUAAUUGGUAGUUUAUUUCUGUUAUUGUGUGACUUUGGUGAAACCUAACUAACCCCAUAAAACACCAAAGUCACAAAAAAUACAAAAACAAACAAGGGAUAGAGACAGUGGUAGACCAGAAGCUCCUGUGUUCAGUGAAAUAAAAAUCACUAUUUUUGUCAAUGGAGUCUGGCUUUAAAACAGAAAGUGAAACUAAAUACUUAAGUUUGAGAGAAAAUACAUGUGUUUGAGAAGAACUGAGUGUAUGACUGGAUAAAUGAUGCAGUACAAGUUGUGUGAAAGUUUGUAAAUGUUUUGAUCUAGUUUCAUUGUUUUUAAAUGUGGACUCCUAUGACUUCAGUUCAUCAAGAAUUUUCUGUUUCUGGAUUCUUCGCUUACCAUGAAGGUAUGCAGAAAAACCAAGCUUUCUUUUUGAAUUCAGCAUUAACUUUGGGUGAGUAACUGAUAUACAAAUAAUCAUAAGGGAGGUGGAGUAUUCCUUUAAAAUCAUGAAAAUUAAAUGGAAUUUACUUUUUCAUGCCUUUGGAUCUGUUUUGAAGCACGAGGACACAUUCCAUUUUUGGCUUAUUAUCAAGCAUUUAAAGAUUAUGUCACAUCACUGUUACUAACUUUAUACUAAUCUACAUCAAAUCUGUAGGAUCCAUUGGUAACUGGCAAUAACGGACUAUGCUUCUGAUAGACAGCAGUGAUAGCGUGCAGUGAUAAGUGGGCUUGAAUUGCUGUGCCUGACACUGCCAUGAGACAAUUCAGAUGUAAUGUAGACCAACAAACAACUCUAAUACCUCCUCAGCCUUCACAAAGCAACAAUAACCUGCUCUGGGUUCAAGGACCAUGUUGAAUGCUCUGAACAUGAAAUCCUCUGGGCUGCACAGGUGUACAUAUUUUAACUCGAGUAAAAAUCAGCCAAUCAAUAUCAGCUGUCACUCAGGUCUAGGAAUCAUCUUAAUGACACUUUUGUUUUCUGUUGACCCUCGAACGUACCAUCUAACAUGACCUAAUUUUUGAGCAUUUAUCAUUUCAGGAUACUGCAGCUUAUGCCUUGAUAUUUUGCCCGUUUGCUUUAGAAAUCUCCAAUAAUAAAACAUGUUCCAGCUCAAUUUCAUGGGUAGAAAUAUUGAAAUCUAUCUUUGUCCGCCCUUCAUUUGUACAUAUAAUAUGUUGAUUGAAAAAUUAAUGUACAGUCUUUUAUAAUAAACAAUUCUAUGUACAACA
Messenger RNA from Epinephelus lanceolatus (giant grouper), 4230 nucleotides. RefSeq names its product abl-interactor 1a (gene abi1a). NCBI's taxonomy places the organism in Eukaryota, Metazoa, Chordata, Actinopteri, Perciformes, Serranidae. Gene Ontology annotation, biological process: neuron migration. The record is from RefSeq and is a predicted model, not a curated record. Gene Ontology annotation, molecular function: SH3 domain binding; signaling adaptor activity. Gene Ontology annotation, cellular component: SCAR complex; lamellipodium; actin-based cell projection.